Meleagris gallopavo (turkey) is the source of this 1823-nucleotide messenger RNA. NCBI's taxonomy places the organism in Eukaryota, Metazoa, Chordata, Aves, Galliformes, Phasianidae. The record is from RefSeq and is a predicted model, not a curated record.
AUGGAAUGGAAAAGAGACAGCAAAGAAGAUCCUGACAUCUUGAAUGGUGUUUACAUGUCAGAAGCCUUGAACCCUGUCUUUGUGGAUAACUUUGAAAGGGAUCCUACGCUGACUUGGCAGUACUUUGGCAGUUCCACAGGGUUCUUCAGACUCUACCCAGGAAUAAAGUGGCUUCCAGAUGAGAAUGGGGUCAUCUCCUUUGACUGCAGGAAUCGUGGCUGGUACAUCCAAGCAGCCACCUCUCCCAAGGACAUUGUCAUCAUUGUGGAUGUCAGUGGAAGCAUGAAGGGCCUGCGGAUGACCAUUGCCAAACACACCAUUGUCACCAUUCUAGAUACUCUUGGGGAAAAUGACUUUGUCAAUAUCAUUGCAUACAAUGAUUAUGUUCAUUUUAUCGAACCCUGUUUUAAGGGUAUCCUGGUCCAAGCAGACAGAGACAACAGAGAGCAUUUCAAGCAGCUGGUGGACGAAUUGCAGGCAAAAGGAGUGGGAACGGUGAACAAGGCCUUGACAGAGUCCUUCAAAAUCCUGAGGGAGUUCAGAGACGCUGGCCAAGGAGGCUUGUGUAACCAAGCCAUCAUGCUGAUCACAGACGGAGCAGUGGAGGAUUAUGAAGCUGUGUUUGAAAAGUACAACUGGCCAGAUCGAAAGGUCCGGGUUUUCACUUACCUCAUUGGACGGGAGGUCACUUUUGCCCCCAACGUGAAAUGGAUCGCCUGCAACAACAAAGGCUACUAUACCCAGAUCUCUACGCUGGCGGACGUCCAGGAGAACGUGAUGGAAUACCUGCAUGUUCUCAGCCGUCCUAUGGUCAUCAACCAUGACCAUGACAUUAUAUGGACUGAAGCCUACAUGGACAGUGCGCUCUUUGCAUCUCAGGCUCAAAGUCUGUUGCUCAUGACAACAGUGGCUAUGCCAGUCUUCAGCAAGAAGAACGAGACGCGAUCUCACGGCAUUCUCCUGGGUGUGGUGGGCUCUGAUGUGCCACUGAGGGAGUUGUUAAAACUUGCUCCACGUUAUAAGCUGGGUGUCCAUGGAUAUGCCUUUCUGAACACCAACAAUGGCUACAUCCUCUCACACCCAGACCUCCGUCCUUUGUAUAAAGAAGGAAAGAAACUGAAGCCUAAGCCGAACUACAACAGUGUAGAUCUCUCAGAAGUGGAAUGGGAAGAUCAGGAUGAAAUACUGAGAACUGCCAUGAUCAAUGGGGAAACAGGCUACCUCUCCAUGGAUGUGAAGGUCCCUGUGGAUAAAGGGAAACGAGUUCUCUUCCUCACAAAUGACUAUUUCUUCACGGACAUCAGUGGCACACCCUUCAGCCUGGGGGUUGUGCUGUCCAGGGGACACGGGGAGUAUAUUCUGCUGGGGAACACUUCAGUGGAAGAAGGUUUGCACGACCUGCUCCAGCCAGACGUGUCUUUAGCAAACGAAUGGAUUUACUGCAUCACAGACAUUGAUCCAGACCAUCGGAAGCUCAGCCAGCUGGAAGCUGUGAUCCGUUUCCUCACAGGAGAGGAACCUGACCUGGAAUGUGAUGAGGAGUUGGUCCAGGAAGUGCUGUUUGAUGCCGUGGUCACUGCACCCAUGGAAGCCUACUGGACAACACUAGCCCUCAAUAUGUCCACGGAUUCUGAGGCAGGGAUUGAGAUGGCAUUUCUGGGCACUCGGGCUGGACUCAUGAGGAGUGCCCUGUAUGUGGGCUCUGAGAAACUUUCUAACAGGUAAGUCCCUAAGCUGCACUAAGGGAUUUCUCUGUCUCUGAAGGUGUCUCUGAAACCACUCCCAGACUUAGAAAUGUACUUGUGGACACAGAAAGAAAAGGA